Botrytis sinoallii is the source of this 1212-nucleotide messenger RNA. RefSeq lists its product as uncharacterized. The record is from RefSeq and is a predicted model, not a curated record. The transcript has a single exon. Gene Ontology annotation, biological process: amino acid activation for nonribosomal peptide biosynthetic process; secondary metabolite biosynthetic process. NCBI's taxonomy places the organism in Eukaryota, Fungi, Ascomycota, Leotiomycetes, Helotiales, Sclerotiniaceae. Gene Ontology annotation, cellular component: cytoplasm. Gene Ontology annotation, molecular function: phosphopantetheine binding. The coding region runs from base 1 to 1212 and encodes 403 amino acids.
AUGGAUACAAAGAUUUCGAGUUUGAAUGACCCGCCAAGACUUUUGUCUGGGCCACAACUUCUACAUGAUUUGAUCCGAUGGGAUGAAUACGAAAAUUCGUGUGCAAUUGACUUCACUAGUCACGACAGACGAGAGAGGUACCGUUAUCGAGAUAUACAAGCUUGUGUAACGUCUCUCGUUACACGAAUCCAAUCAACGAUCAAAGGUCAUCAAACAUCUCAACAGCAGCACAUCGUCCCAAUAUUACUACCACAAUGUCCUGGGUUAUACAUCUCUCAACUUGCAAUCUUACAGUCGGGAGGGGCCUUUUGCCCUAUCAACCUCGAUGCGCCGAGAGAUAGGAUACGAUUUGUUGUGGGCGACGUUUCUGCGAGCAUUAUAAUCACGACACCGGAGUUUCGAGACUCGGUUUCUUGGGAAAAUGGUCCCAGAGUUAUUGUCGUCGACGAGUUCCCCAUAAUUCCCACGGAACUAGAAGAAGCAAAUGAAUCACGUGAACCCACCAACAACGAUCUUGCAUAUGUUAUGUACACUUCUGGUUCAAGCGGAACCCCAAAAGGAGUUACAGUCAGUCACCUAGCUGCUUCACAGUCUCUUUUAGCUCACGAGAGUCUUAUUCCCAAUUUUGAACGAUUUCUCCAGUUUGCUGCACCAUCUUUCGAUGUCUCUGUAUUCGAGAUCUUCUUCCCUCUGACUAGAGGUCAAACAUUGGUUGGAUGUGAUCGUAGUCAGCUACUUAACGAUUUACCAGGCAUGAUCAACAAGUUAGAAAUUGAUGCUGCCGAACUUACUCCAACCGUUGUGGGUGCUUUAUUACAGAAAAGAGCCUAUGUUCCCAAGUUGAGAUUGCUGAUGACGAUUGGUGAGAUGAUGACGAGGCCAAUCGUGGAAGAAUUUGGUGGAUCUGAUACGAAAGAGAGCCUUCUUUAUGGAAUGUACGGACCGACUGAAGCAGCAAUUCAUUGCACGAUUCACCCCAAAAUGGAAGCAAGUGCUAAACCGGGCAACAUUGGAGUACCCUUUGAGACAGUAUCUGCGUUCAUAGCGGAAGCGGCCUCUGGGUCUGGAAAUGAGCAGGAUCUCGAAUUUCUCCCCCAGGGCGAGCUAGGAGAGCUUAUUUUGGGUGGCCCGCAACUAGCAAAUGGCUAUCUUAACAGGGAAGAGCAGAACAGAGCUGCUUUUGUGACAGUGGCAGACAAAAAAAUACUAUAG